AUGAUAAAUAAGAAGUUAUUGAAUAAUGUUGAGGCACACAGUGGUCGAAUAACAGGGUUAUGUGCUCUGAACUUGAAUAUUCUAACUUCAGGAUGGGAUUCUAAUAUCAAUAUCUGGAGUAAAGGGUUGGUUCGUUUAAGUCAGAUCUUCUUAAACUAUGUUCCCAUCAACUGUAUUUGCCUUCAUCCCUUCAAGAAUAGUGUAGUUGUUGGCAGUUGGGACAAGUCUAUUCGGAUAUUUGAUAUCGACUCAAAGGAACAAAAAGCCAAGUUGACGGGUGCAUCUAGCAUACAGAAGAUUGCUCUUUCAGAAGAUGCAACUAAGAUAGCUGCAGGUACCCUGUGUGGCAAGGUUGAGCUAUGGGAUGGUAGGAAGGGUGUUAAGAUUUCAUCUCUCAAUACAGGUUCUUCUAUCACAGCUUUAGAAUUCUCAUCUCAAGCUAGACUUCUUAUUGGGGAUUCUACUGGAAAAAUAACAGGAGUGAAUUACAAUGAGGGAUCCCGUGUAACAGCCCCUGAGUAUCCGUUUCAACUACCAAUGUAUUCAAGCUUCUCAGAACAGUAUAACACUCAGAACAUUCAGGAGCAAACAUCACUCAAGAGAAACAUUUCUGCACUAACAGUUGCAGCUCAUGAAACAUUUAUUCUUGGGUUUGACAACGGAGACGUAAUGUUCUAUCAACAAGAAGAGAGUUCAGAAUGUUAUAAAGGGUUUGGUUGGCAUUUUGCUGAUGAACCAAUUGCAGAGAUUGGUCACAGGUUGGACUUUGCGCUAGAGAUCUCGGAUUGGUCACUUCUAGAUGAUCAGGAACUUGGAGCUUUUUUUGUACGAUCCAGGAGUUCAGUUUCAGUCCACAGCCUACGCUCUAGGGUGUGCUUAUACCUGGAGGGUAUUGAAUCUGAGAUAGUUGGAGUACUACUCACAGAGAUCAAGUUUGAUCCACAUAUUCUGGUUAUUCUUGAGUCUGAGAUUCUAGUUUAUCCUGCAGUGCAGUUUGGUCUAUCCAACCGGAAUAUGUUUAAUAAUGUUUUACCACUAAAUUUAUGCUUCAGCUGGUAA
Messenger RNA from Eurytemora carolleeae, 1059 nucleotides. RefSeq lists its product as uncharacterized. Gene Ontology annotation, biological process: telomere maintenance via recombination. Bases 1 to 1059 code for a protein of 352 amino acids. Gene Ontology annotation, molecular function: protein binding; telomerase RNA binding; telomerase activity. Lineage: Eukaryota; Metazoa; Arthropoda; Copepoda; Calanoida; Temoridae. The transcript has 6 exons. Gene Ontology annotation, cellular component: telomerase holoenzyme complex. The record is from RefSeq and is a predicted model, not a curated record.